AUGGCGUCACCGUUGCCCAGUGUGUGACUCCGUGUGUUUCCUUGCAGGCGUGGGCGGUAAGCCUCCCAGCAUUCCGCCGCACCUCCUGCCGCCGGGGUCCGCCGCCGCAGCUGCGGUUGCAGCGGCGGCAGCGGCGGCGUGCGUGAGCAGCGCGCCGAGCGUGGUGAGCAGCAGCAGCAGCAGCAGCAGCAUCAGCAUCAGCAGCGACGGCAGCGUGGGUCUGAGCAGCAAGGGCGUGAGAACCACGGCCACGGUGCCGCCGCUGGGCCUCACCACGUCCCUCACGCCCCUCACCACCACCGCGGGGGCCAGGGCGCCCUCGCCUACCUCCUCGUCCUCCUUCGCCGCGGCGCUGCGCUCCCUCGCCAAGCAGGCCACGGCGCCGCCAGGCUCCGAGAAGGAGGGUUCGCUGUCCGGGGAGCCGCAGCGGCUGUCCCCCAAGGUGUCGCUGACGCCCUCCACCACGGGCCACAUCGGCAUCUCCAGCGGCUCGGUGCCCCCCGUGGUGACCAUCGCGCCCACGCACACGCACGUCACCAUGACCACGGAGGCGGAGCGGUCCAGCGCGCCGCCGGUCAGCGAGGAGCUUGUGCGCGGCUUCCAACCCUACCGCGCGCCCGACGUGACGGCCUCGGCAGCCACCGCCACGCCGGGGGGGUCACUGCGCCCGCCCAUGCCCCUGGACCUGCCCCCCUCCUACCCCGCCUACCACCCCUCCCUCUACCCCCACCACCUGGCGCACCAGUACAGGUUGGAGGAGCAGCUGUACCUGGAGCGCUAUGGGUUGCUGCGGCCGCCCCUCAGCCCCUACAGUGUGGGCGGCCUGUCCGCCAUCUACCCCGGGGCCGCCACCUCCCCCUACCUCUCAUCCAGGUUUCCCCAUGACCUGCUCCCCACCUCCCUGGCCGCCCUCCACCCCUCAUCAGCGCUCCUGCAUGAGAGGAGCUGCCUUGUACAGGCCCACCGGCCUCAUGCAGUCCCCUUACGUUCUUAUGUCCUUAUUGAAACGUUAAAACUGGAGGAGGACAUGCGUCAGCGCGAGUAUGAGCUGGAGAUGAGGAGGGAGCGAGAGCUGGAGAGAGAGCGAGAGCGAGAGAGGGAGCGAGAGAGGGACCGGGAGAGGGAGAGAGAGAAGGAGCGCGAGAGGGAGAGGGAGAGGGAGAAGGAGCGGGAAAGAGAACGCGACAAGGAGAAGGAGAGAGAGAGAGCGAGAGAGAAGGAGAGAGAGAGACAGCGGCAGAGGGAGCUUCACGAGGCGGACCGCAGCAGCAAAGAGGACUCCUCUUCGCAAAGCCAUGACCGGAGCCGCGACCGCAGCCCCAUCACUCCCAUCACCCCCAUCGUGCCCAUCACCAGCCUCAGCACCAGCAGCGUCACCGUCACCAGCACCACCCACGGUCGCAAGAACCAGCCCAUCGGCGUGGCCACCCAGCAGAUGGCUCAGCCGCUGGACAUCAGGAACCAGGUCAUGUUUAGGCCCAUCAAUGACGUGACCUUCCUGGGACACGUGCAGGCCCAGUCGCAACCCAAGACCCAGACGCAGGCCACCAGCACCAAAGACGACCUGCCCCUGAACAAGCUGGAGCCUCCACGGGACAGCAUGAGGUCCUCGGGAAAGCCUCGCACGCCAGCCAUCGUUCGGCCCUUCGAGUCAACGCCCAGCGAUUCCAUGCACUCGCUACACUCGGUCAUCAAGAACGCCGCGCCGCCUGUCAAGAACGGGGAGAACUUGACCUGCCAGCCAGCGCGCAUCAUGGUGGGGAAUGGGGAGCUCAUACCACCUGGGGAGAUAAAGAAGGAGGGCGGGGAGGGACGGGGCGGGGAGGCGAGAGGCAUGGAGAUGAGGGGAAUGGAGUCAAGGAGUGUGGAGAUGCGGAGUGUGGAGUCGAGAGGAGUGGAGGCGAGGAACGUGGAGAUGAGGAAUGUGGAGUCAAGAGGAGUGGACUUGAGGAGUGUGGAGUCAAGAGGAGUGGAGAUGAGGGGCAUGGAGUCAAGAGGAGUGGAAACAAGAGGGCUGGACACAAGGGGUUUGGAGCAAAGAGGAGUGGAAUCAAGAGGCCUGGACCAGAGGGGAGUGGAGUCAAGAGGAAUUGAACCAAGAGGAAUGGAGCAAAGAGGAGUGGUGGAGCCGAGAGUGGUCGAGGGAAGAGGUGUUGAGCCAAGAGGAAUGGAGUCAAGAGGAAUGGAAUCAAGAGGAAUGGAAUCAAGAAUGGAAUCAAGAGGAAUGGAAUCAAGAGGAAUGGAGGCAAGAGGAAUGGAAUCAAGAGGAAUGGAGUCAAGGGGAAUGGAAUCAAGAGGAAUGGAGUCAAGAGGAAUGGAAUCAAGAGGAAUGGAAUCAAGAGGAAUAGAACCAAGAGGAAUGGAGUCAAGAGGAGUUGAACCCAGAGGCAUGGAGUCAAGAGGAAUGGAAUCAAGAGGAGUUGAACCCAGAGGCAUGGAGUCAAGAGGAAUGGAAUCAAGAGGAAUUGAACCAAGGGGAAUGGAGCCAAGAGGAAUGGAGGGAAGAGGACUGGAAUCAAGAGGGUUAGAAUCAAGAGGAAUAGAAUCAAGAGGAAUGGAAUCAAGAGGAAUGGAUCACCCAAGAAUGGUGGUGGAGCCAAGAGUAAUUGAACCAAGAGGUAUUGAAAGUAGGGGAAUGGAAUCAAGAGGAAUGGAAUCAAGAGGAAUGGAGUCAAGAGGAAUGGAGUCAAGAGGAGUGGAUUCCAGAGUAGGGGAGUCCCGUGGAGUGGAGAUGCGUGGAGUUGAAAGUCGUGGUGUUGAGAUGCGUGGAGUUGAACCUCGCGGAGUUGAGAUCCGUAACGUGGAGAUGCGAAACGUGGAGAUGCGCGGAGUUGAACCUCGUGGAGUUGGUGGUGGAGUGGAGAUGCGCUGCGGAGGUGGAAGUGGAGUGGAGAUGCGCUGUAUUGGUGGAGGUGGAGUUGAACCUCGCGGAGUGUGGCAACCGGUCAAGCUUGAAAAGACCAGUUGUAGCCCUGUACCCAGCAACACCACCUCCACCGCCACCACCACCACCACCACCACCACAAACACCACCAGUAGCAGCCUCUCCACCACCUCCACAACCGCCACCACCACCACCACCACCACCUCGAGUACCAACACCAGUACCCAACCACCAAUACAGAUCAAGCCACCCCCUCCCCCCACACCACCACCACCACCACCACCGCCCUCACCACCCCCUGAUCCACCUGUGAGCCGGCUGGAUGUGGAGGAGGCGCGGCUGAGGGAGCUGCGCGAGGCGGGUCUGGAGGUGGAUGAGGCGGAGGAGGUGCUGCAGGAGGAGGCCAUGGCCCGCGCCCGCGCCCUCAUGCUGGUCUGCACCAAAGGGCCCCCAGCACCCCUGGACACAUCCCACGAGAAAAUCUCGUUCCUGAACACGGUGGGCCUGAUCACCCACGCCCACGCGCAGGAGGCCGAGCUGAACCAGUGUGAGCGCCGUGCCAGGGUUCUGAGCGCGCUGGAGCCCUCGUCCAUACCCUCGUCCCCCAAGCACGCCGAGUCGAUCUCCGAGGAGCUGGUGCCCAUGCUAGCGCCGGGCCACAGCCUCCCGCCUGUGAUAACCACCCCCGAGGAGCUGUGCCUGGCCCAUGAGUACCCCCACAAGGCACGCUUCCUGCACCACCUGGGCCUGCAGCCACAGCACUCACUGCACCGACAGCAGGAGGUUGAGGCGGUGUGGCAAAUGGUGGUACAGGAGCGGCUGCGUCGGUACCGUCACGAGAGUACCGACCCGUUGGCCCAGCGUGUGUGUGAGGCCCUCGAGCACCUCCUCACCACCAACAUCCACCACCAGCAGCCCCCCACCACCGCCGCCACCACCACCACCUCCUCCGCCUCCUCCUCCAUCUCUGUGCCCUUGCUCAAAGUCACCACCACCACCACCACCGCCACCGCCGCCACCAGCACCGCAUCACCACAGCCCGUCGCCCCAUCCACCACCACAUCCACCACCUCCACCUCCACUGCCACCAACACCACGAGUACCGCCAUGCAGACCACACCACCGGCUGCGGCUUCCAUCGCUGUGACGGGCUCCACCUCCACCACCACCACCGCCACCUCCACCCUCACCACCACGACGGCCAUGGCGGCUGUGAUGACGGCCACGCCCCUGGUCACCACGGCCCCCAUGCGCGCGAUGCCCAUGCCCGUGACAGUGGCCUCGACGGGUCACAACACCAUCACCCCCAGCAUGAACGCAAAGAUGGUGAUGAGCCGCAUGGGCAUGGCUGGCAAGAUCCCCAUGAAGGACGCCUACAUCAUGUCCUCGCUGCCCCCGCCCGAGGAGGACCCGCUGCUGGCCGGCCUGCAGGGGGUGGACACCGUCAUUGAGCACUUCAUCAAGAACGCCCAGGCUCAAGGCGGCAGCAACAACUCCAUCCUGCUGGAGCACAUCGAGGAGGUGCGGCGGAGCCAGAUGGCCGUGUGCCAGACGGCCCAGCUGGUGCAGGAGCAGGUGGCCCAGCUGGUGGCCUCCCGGGCGCAGCUUGAGGCCCACCGCUCGGCCCUGCACCACCACCUGGCGGCCGUCACCUCCAUCAUCGCCAGCAGCACCAACCACUCCGCCCCCGCCACCUCCGCCGCCUCCUCCGCCGCCUCCAGCGCACCUUCCACCAUAUCCAACAGCACGCAGGUGUCCAUGGCUGUGCCCGCCACCUCUGCGCUGGUGGGCGUGGCCAACGGUGCUUCCUACUCCCCCGCCACGGGCAGCGCCACCACCCACACUGCCACCACAGCCACCAGCACCGGCCUGGGCCACGGCCACGCCCUGCCCCUCACCACCACGGCCGGCGGCCUGGUGGCGGGGCACCCCAUCAUCAACAGGAGCAUGCAGUCGCUGGUGCCCGGUGCUGCAGCCAUGUCCUGGGCCGGCCUGGCGCCGCCCUACCUCGGAAGUACAAACAUGUCGCUCUCCAUGGACAGCAAGGACGGGGUGAUCUACUCCCACGUGGCCGCCAAGGACGCCGCCAAGGACGCCAAGACCAUCGUGUCCAGCGUGAAUACCUCAAAGCCCAACAGGAUAUCUCUUCCCCAUGGGAACAACAAGAUGCCCGGCGGCCGCCACAACGCUGGCAAGGCGCAGCAGAAGCAUGUGUCCAUGGAGACCAGCAGCCACGGCUCCCCCGUCAAGUAUAACGGCAUACCCGGCGGCCUGCCCAAGCAGAUCUUCAAGCCACUCCAGAUCAGCGGACCAAACGCCAGCGCCAACCUUGCCAAGAAGUCCCCCAAGGGGCUGAGCUACUGCCCGCCGCCCAGCGUGACGGGGCACGGCCAGGCCUCCGUGGCGCUGGUCACGCCCACCACCACCAUCACCGGCCAGAACGGGCUGCUGCCGCUGCCCAUCAUCCACAGCUCCGUCAGCAAGAACGGCCGCACCGCCAAGCCGCAGAUCGGCUUCACCCCCUACUCCAAAACCUCUCCCACCAAAGUUACGCAGUCUUGGAUAUCUAACUAAUUAUAUCUUUGCUCCGUUUUAAUCUAUCCGUGUAUAGAGUAAAUUUCUCCGAGGGCGAGGUUUUCCGAGGUUCCCUAGACCCUUGCAGAACCCUCGCUUUAGUGAAUGUUUCAUACAGUAUUCCUUGUUCUAACUCUGCCAAAGACUUUGAUCCUCACACGAGGAGGAGGGCGCUAUGAUGGUUGUAGCAUAAUUCAAGAAAUACUACUAGUCAAGAGUGUUCUCACCGGCCACGGCUCGGGGUCGGACCGCAGGGUCGCGCCACCACCACCACACCGCAGUGCUCUGGGACCUCAGUGUUCGGUGUGACGGUCAGGCAGUCUGUGUCACCUCCAGGACAGCACAGACAAACUCGUGUGUGUGUAUGUGUGUGUGUGUGUGUGUGUGUGUGUGUGUGUGUGUGUGUGUGUGUGUGUGUGUGUGUGUGUGUGUGUGUGUGUGGGUGGGCCGAGCUGGACUGACUGGUGGCCGGGCAAAGGUUGAGGGGGGGAGUUUGUUCCAGCGUCUGAUCAUUAGGUAAGAUUUUCUGGUAUUGAGAUGUCCAUACUGCACAAAGAGUUCAUUGCUACAUGUAUCUUAUCUAAAUUACAUAAAAACACAAACGUGAACAAUGAUGUGUUUAGUUUUUUCUUCGUGCUCCACCACCACCUUGAGGUUUGUUUGCCACACUCCACCGCCCCGCGACGUAGCCAACCUUCCGUCGGGGCAAGUAUUUUGACGCGUUGCCAGAUAGUUUUGGUGUUGUGUGUAACCAAACUUGUUUUAAUUGAUCCGCUGAAGGGAAAUUGAUGGCAGUUCACAGUUAUGGAAAACAUUCAUGAAUUACUUAAGUAAAAGGAAUAAUCUAAGGCUUUUUGAAGGAUGUAAGAGGCGUAAACAUAGAGCGUUCACAAUUAAAUUAUACUUUUCUAAAUUUAUAUAUGAAGGAAAGCAAUCCAUGGCAGCAGCAGCAUCAGUUAUGUACAUUCAAUUGGAAGUUCUCCAAGUUCCCUAUACACUAUCUUCCCUAUAGAGGCUACCAUAGCAUUUUAAUAUUCAAAUAGUACCAAGCAUUGCGGCCUGCCCCAGCCCACCCGUCAGGAGCGGCACUUCCCGACACUGCCCGGCACACUGACAAGGCGCUACUCUCUCAGGCCACACGAUGACAAGCUCCCCACACUCUGCCCACACAAGGGACGGAACACAACCAAACACACACUUCCCUCAACACACCGCCAUCACUGAUGAUCACCGGCCACCCUGCCAUCACACCAUGCUGGUACGGGGCCGAGGAGGCAGCGGGGCGGUGUCCUGACAGGCGCUGGGGCGGGCCGGGUGUCCAUUCCUAGCUAGAGAUCCCUGACGUGGAAGGAAGGCGAGAGAGAUUAUGUAUUUGAGAGACUCUUGUGCUGAGGGCGGGCUUUGUGGGAGGCGGCGGCCCGGGAGUCUGGGGUGUGUGUGGGCGUUGGUGACCUGUGUGUGUGCCUCCUAUGGAAGUGCCGGGGUCACGCUGGCCCUACCCUGUUCACUAGCAUUGUGUCGAGACGCCUCGUGCUGCCGCGACUCUCAGCAUAAUUCUUAAUAUCUAGAGAAAAUUAUGUUUGUAUUUAUGAACAAAUCUAAUUGAAAAAAAUUAUAUAUAAAUAAAAUAUAGACUAUCGA
Messenger RNA from Eriocheir sinensis (Chinese mitten crab), 7099 nucleotides. RefSeq names its product mucin-5AC-like. The record is from RefSeq and is a predicted model, not a curated record. Lineage: Eukaryota; Metazoa; Arthropoda; Malacostraca; Decapoda; Varunidae. Bases 539 to 5458 code for a protein of 1639 amino acids. The transcript has 11 exons.